Messenger RNA from Silurus meridionalis, 861 nucleotides. RefSeq names its product succinate dehydrogenase complex assembly factor 2 (gene sdhaf2). The transcript is spliced from 4 exons. Gene Ontology annotation, cellular component: mitochondrion. Bases 118 to 606 code for a protein of 162 amino acids. The record is from RefSeq and is a predicted model, not a curated record. Gene Ontology annotation, biological process: mitochondrial electron transport, succinate to ubiquinone; mitochondrial respiratory chain complex II assembly; protein-FAD linkage. NCBI's taxonomy places the organism in Eukaryota, Metazoa, Chordata, Actinopteri, Siluriformes, Siluridae.
UUGCGAACUACACGUCCCGAGAUGCUGUUCGGUGACGGGCAAAUCAGAUGGCGGUAUUUCCAUCCGGGGGUUUGUUAUUUCUAGCCUUUAUAUUCUGCGCAUGAAGGACGAAGCAAUAUGCUUUCAACAGCGAUUAGACAUGCGGUGAAGCAGGUCCUGCCUGGUGUUCGGUCCUCCCCUCGCUCAGCCGUUCCGCUGUCGGCUCUGAGCCGCUCGUACCGUGGCGACGCUCCAGACUCUGAGAAAAUUGAGAUCCCGCUGCCUCCGUGGGAGGAGAAGAAAAAUGAGCCAUUGGACAUCAAGCGGAAACGUCUGUUGUAUGAAAGCAGGAAGAGAGGCAUGCUGGAGAACUGCAUCCUGCUCAGUCUUUUUGCAAAGCGCUAUCUGGAGAGUAUGAGUGAAUACCAGCUGCGCCAGUAUGACCGCCUCAUCAACGAGCCCAGCAAUGACUGGGACAUCUACUACUGGGCAACCGAAGCCCAACCUACCCCAGACGUGUAUCAGGGAGAAGUGAUGGAGCUGCUGAAAGAAUUCGCCAAGAACAGAGAGAUGGAGCAGAGGCUGGACGCCCCGAACCUGGAGUACCUCGAUAAAAGCAGCCAGUGAGGAACAGAGAGGUCUUCACUCCCCUUUCCCCUGUCGCGCUGCUGCUAAUGCGACUCUCAGCAACUGCAAGGUGAAAGAGAGUGUGUUAAUACAGCAGACUGAGAUAUUGUGUUGAGUGAAGGCCAGAAAAGAAGUUUAUUUGUGAACGAUGGAACUUUCAGGGCCUGAGAGAUAUCUAGUGUAUUUAACUUGUACAGUGAUUAUAUAAUGUGAAACUCUGGAUUGUCAUAUUAAAGAUGAUGAUGAUGAUGAUGA